Messenger RNA from Caenorhabditis angaria, 3130 nucleotides. The record is from the annotation of a GenBank genome assembly. Lineage: Eukaryota; Metazoa; Nematoda; Chromadorea; Rhabditida; Rhabditidae.
AUGGUUUUAGAUGUGCCAAUCGAGAAAGCGACAAUUGGAGUUGCUGGACCACCAAAGUUGCCACCUGGAAAUUUGGGACAAGCAAAAUCAGUCAAAACCAACUUGAAAAAGAUUUUUUUGGAGAAAAAUGUUGUCAUUUACAAAUACGAUGUUGAAAUCGAUCUGAUUUAUGAAAAGAAAAAUGGAGAAGAAGGCAGAAAAUCGUUGACAAAAGGACCGAAAAAUGACUGUGAUUCUCAACAACGCGAGAAAAGAGCAAAUGAAGCUCUUAAGAACUGCUUCAAUAAGAAUGUUUCGUCUCUCUCGGAACUCAAUUUGUUCUAUGAUUCAAAUGCCAGUCUUUACUCAACAAGACAACUCAACAACAUGGUGAGUGUUUUGUUCAACAAAACUUUAUUUAGAAUCAAUGUUUUUGCAGAUCGAAAAUUUGGCUCCAUCGGUUGUUGUUCCAAACGACAAAGAAUGCAAGUCUGUUGAAGUCAAAAUCACGAAAGUUGCUGAUUCGCAUCAAGUAACCACAAAUGAUGUUGCGAAAACAAUCAAUCCAGUUUUCGGAAAAGCCGAUGUCACUCUUCUUGAAGCUUUGAAUGCGCUUAUUACUGGAACAUGUGUGAAAGACGACCAAAUGAUCACAUACAAAGGAACACAUUUCGCAUUAGAUCCUGGAAGUUUUGGUUUUUCAUACCAUGAUUUGCCUGAUUUGGAUGGAAGUCAAUAUUCAGGUGUUGGUUUGUCGAAAGCGGUGAAAUCGUUGGAAGGACCAGCAAAAGGACAAGUUCAAUUACAUUGUGUGACUGAGGUCAAGAAAAGUGCAUUCCAUGCGGAUAAUGAGAAUUUGAUUGAUAAAUGUAAGGCUUUGAUCAGCACCAGAUCGGAAUCGUUCAACAAAAACAUGAGUUCUAUGGAUCCAUCAGCACGAUUUUUGAAAGAAAAGUUGAAAGGUUUGGCGGUUCGAUUGGAUUAUGGACCUAAUAAAGGACUUGGACCGGAUUCGAAAUCGAUUGUUAUUGGAGGAUUUGGACCAAGUGCUUCAGAGGCGACAUUCCUUCACGAUGGCAAAAAAACAUCUGUUUUGCAAUAUUUCAAAGAUCACUUCAAAAUCAAAUUGGAGUAAGUUUUUAUGUUAUAAGUUCUCAUGAUAAGUAAUCAAUAUUUUUCAGAUAUCCAAAUCUCUUCACCAUUUAUGAUGCGAAAAAGAAAGGAAUAUAUUUCCCUGUUGAAGUUCUUCGAGUUGGUGAAAAUCAACGAGUAACAAUUCAACAACAAACAAGUUCUGGUCAACAAGCAAUGGUUAAAGCGAGUGCAGUUUUGCCAAGCAAACGCUUGCAACAAACUGCAAUGUUGACAGAAUGUGCUGGAAUCAAAAACAGCAACCCAGCAUUGAAAGCCGUUGGAUUGACUGUUGAUCCAAAUCCGGUUGUUGUCGAAGGACGAGUUUUGCCAACACCAGCUAUUAUUGCUGGAGAGCAGAGACCAUUGAAUGUUAUCGACAACUGCAAAUGGAAUGUUUCAAAGUACAAGAAAGCUGCUUCGCUUCCAGAAAAAUGGACAUUCUAUGCAAUUUCAGCUGGAGUCAAUAUCAACACGUUUUUGAGUUCUCUUAAACAACGUGUUGUUGCUACUGGUAUGCAUUGGACCAAUCCUGAACUCAAAGAAAUCAACAAUCAAAACGUGGAUGUUGAGAAUAUUUUUGCAACUGAAAAACAAAAAGGAACCAAAUAUAUUUUCUUCGUUGUUCGCGAUAAUUUGAAUCUUCAUCGUGAGUUUUUAGAAGAACUUUGUUUCUAGUUCAUAUAUUAUGUUUUCCAGCAUUGAUCAAGUUGAACGAGCAAAAGUUUGAUAUUCUCACUCAGGAAGUUCGUGCAACUCGAGUUCGUACUAUUGUUGAAAAAGGACAACCACAAACUGUCCAAAACAUUGUUCACAAAAUGAACGAGAAACUUGGUGGUGCAAACUGGGAAGUUGCUGCAUAUACUGGAACAAAUGUCCCGACCAAUUUCCUUGAUGCUCGUCAUAAUCGAAUGUUCAUCGGUUUUGAAUCUUCAAGAUCCCUUGGAGAUAAUAUUGUUGUUGUUGGAUAUGCUUCUAAUGCUUCCAAAAAUCCCCAGUCAUUUAUUGGAAAUUAUAAAUAUGUUCAACAACACAAAGAUGUAAGAUUUCUAAAUUUUGUGCAUAAAUAAUUGGAUUUUUGCAGAUUUAUGGACAAGUUUUGAAGGGAGCUGUUGAAGAAAUGGUUUUGGAAUACAAGGCUAAUCGCAAUGCUCCACCAGCACAUAUUUAUUUGUAUUUCAAUGGAAUCUCCGAGGGACAAUUCACAUUGGUUGCCAAUGAUUAUUCAACAAAAGUAAAGGAAACUUGCGGAAAGUUGAAUGCAUCAUAUCGACCACAUAUCACCAUAAUGUGCACUUCGAAAAUCCACAAUGAACGUCUCUUCAAUGAGGUAAGCAAAAUUUUUAAAAUAAAACAAAUCAGUUUAAGGAUCUUUAUUUUUUCGAUAGUUGAAAGAAAUUGAGCCUAACUUGAAUGUUUUUAUAGAACCAAAUCACGAAAAUUAAACACUUUCUACAGAUCAAUUCCGAAACAUACAUGUUCGUCUCCUGUUUCAAAUAGGAGGCCAAACUAAAACAAUCUAAUAAAUAUUUUUAUUUUUCAGAGAAUCAAUGGAGAAAGAGCUGCUCAACAAAACAUUGCACCAGGAACAGUUGUUGAUAAAGGAAUCGUUUCGCCAGUGCUGAAUGAAUUCUAUUUAAAUGCUCAUUCAGCUUUUCAAGGUAGUGCGAAAACACCGAAGUUUUCGCAUGUUUUCGAUACUUCGAAAUUGUCGAUGAACGACCACGAAGGAAUCGCACAUCAAUUGUGCUUCUUGCAUAAUAUCGUUUCAUCAACAACAAGCCUGCCGGCGCCAAUUUUGAUUGCCGAUCGAUGUGCAAAACGAGGAGCUUCGAAUUUCCAAGUCUCGUGAGUUAUUUUAAAUCGACAUUUUUAAAAAGUAUAAAAAUGUUUUAUUUUCAGACGUUCUGAUACUCGUUCGGUUCUUUCUGGUGGAUCGGAGAAUAUUGAUUUGGACAAUCUCAACAAGGAGCUCUCAUACACCGAGAAAGAACUCUUCAAAGUCCGUUUCAAUGCCUAG